Onychostoma macrolepis is the source of this 4690-nucleotide messenger RNA. It is a transcript of the gene itga2.2, whose product is annotated as integrin, alpha 2 (CD49B, alpha 2 subunit of VLA-2 receptor), tandem duplicate 2. NCBI's taxonomy places the organism in Eukaryota, Metazoa, Chordata, Actinopteri, Cypriniformes, Cyprinidae. Gene Ontology annotation, biological process: cell-matrix adhesion; cell adhesion mediated by integrin; cell-cell adhesion. The record is from RefSeq and is a predicted model, not a curated record. Gene Ontology annotation, molecular function: integrin binding. The transcript has 29 exons. Gene Ontology annotation, cellular component: integrin complex; external side of plasma membrane. The annotation marks the transcript as partial.
UGUGGACUUAAAAUGAAUAUUCUGCAGGUACUUCUUGCUGUUCUGUGUUUCAGCAUCGAUAAAGCUCAAGGUUUUAAUGUGGGGACUUCUGGAUCUAAGAUCUUCUCACAGUUGGCAGCAGAACAGUUUGGUUACUCUGUUCAACAAUUCAGCAACAGUCAAGGAAAAUGGCUCCUCGUGGGUUCACCAUGGACAGGAUACCCUCAGAAUCGGAAGGGAGAAAUCUAUAAGUGUGAUAUUAACAGCCCUGGAGCCAGCUGUCAGUCACUUAACCUUCAGAAUUCUGUCAAUGUGCCAAGCAUAUCCAACAGCAACAACAUCAAUAUGAGUCUCGGUCUCACUCUGAUUCCAACAACCAAAAACGGCGGGUUUAUGACGUGUGGUCCUCUGUGGGCUCAGCUCUGUGGAAGUCUGUACUUUUACCCAGGAGUCUGUGCUGAAGUGAGCCCGCAGUUUACGCUCCAGUCGGCCUUCUCUCCUGCUGCGCAAACUUGUGGCAGUCUAAUGGACAUUGCCAUAGUUUUGGACGGAUCCAACAGUAUAUACCCAUGGGAACCAAUUGUUGCUUUCCUCACGAAACUGUUGGGAAACUUAGAUAUUGGACCUCAAAGCACUCAGGUGACUGUGAUGCAGUAUGCUGUUGAUACCUCGUUCGAGUUCUACCUGAAUUCCCAUCGGACAAAAGAGUCCAUGAUAAAAGCAGCUUCAAAUAUUCAGCAGAAACAAGGAUUAGAGACUAAUACUUUCAAAGCCAUUGAUUUUGCAAGAAAGAAUGCAUUCCUAGCCAAAAAUGGAGGUCGUCCCGGGGCCACUAAAGUGAUGGUGGUGGUAACCGAUGGAGAGUCACACGAUGGAAAUCUGAGGAACACAGUUAUCCCGGCCUGCGAGAGCCAAAAUAUCACUCGCUUUGGUAUUGCGGUGCUUGGAUAUUACAUAAGGAAUGACAUUGACACAAGCAAACUCAUCGCUGAGAUUAAGUCAAUAGCCAGCAAUCCAACCGAGAAAUACUUUUUCAAUGUGUCUGAGGAGGCAGUGCUCAUAGAGAUUGUCGGGACUCUCGGAGAUCGAAUCUUCAACAUUGAAGGUGUUGGAAAAGGUACUGGGGAUAAUUUCAAAAUGGAAAUGUCCCAAGUCGGAUUCAGCGCACACCAGACCAGAAAUAAGGAUGUGAUCUUACUGGGAGCAGCUGGAGCAUAUAAUUGGAUUGGCACCGUUGUGCACCAAACUGCUCAGAAAUCUGAUGUUUUGCCCAAAACUGCUUUUGAGAAAGUCUUGGAUGACAGAAACCACAGUUCAUUACUUGGAUACUCUGUGACAUCUGUGAGCGACGGCUCGUCUGAGUUUUAUGUGGCCGGUGCUCCUCGUGCCGUUCACAGAGGACAGGUUGUAGUUUACAGUCUGAACAGUCAGAAUCAGCCGGUCAUCAUAGAUUCACAGAGAGGAGAUCAGAUCGGCUCUUAUUUUGGCAGCGUUCUCUGUCCUGUUGAUGUGGACGCUGACGGUGUGACGGAUCUGCUGCUGGUCGGAGCGCCGAUGUACAUGAGCGAGGAGAAAUCUGAAACAGGAAGAGUCUACCUCUUCACCAUUACCAAGGGUAUCUUGAGUAACCAGGGUUUCUUGGAGGGUUCUCAAAAGAAUGCUCGGUUUGGGACGGCCAUCACUGCCGUCCCCGAUCUAAACCUGGACGGCUUCAGUGAUGUUGUGGUUGGCGCUCCGCUGGAAGGCAAUGGCCAAGGUGCCAUUUACAUCUACUAUGGAGACAGAAAAACCAUCAGAAAGCAGAGCUCACAGAAAAUUGUUGGAACGAAACUAGACCCAGCGUUGAAGUUCUUCGGCCGCUCUCUGGAUGGCAGAGGAGAUAUGAACGGAGACUCCAUCCCAGAUGUGGCGGUGGGGGCUUUUGGGAAAGUGGUCCAACUCUGGAGUAGAGGAGUUGCAGUGGUCACGGCCAAGGUUUCCUUCACCCCUGACAAGAUCAGUAUCCUGAGUAAACCGUGCCGCUAUAGCGGGAGGCAGGUGUCCUGCUUCAAGGCUAAAGUGUGUUUUAGUGCAACAUUUAAACCAGCGAAUCCAUUUGGGCCAGCGGAUAUUAAGUACAACUUGACCCUGGAUGCUGACCUGCAGUCAUCCCGAGUCAGUCCUAGAGGUCACUUCAGCAACUUGGAUCGAGUCGUCCAGAAGGACAUCAGCGUGUCUGCGCAGGAUGUAUGUGAAGAGCAUGACGUCUAUGUGCAGGAGACCCCUGACCUCGUCAACUCGAUUGCUUUGCGUGUGGAUGUGGUCCUCGGCUAUCUAGACGCCAACCCCGUUUUGGAUGUCUUCAGUCCCACUGCGUGGGAGUUUUUUAUCCCGUUCUCAAAGGACUGUGGCGAAGAUGACGUUUGCUUCAGUGACUUGGUACUGACUGUGCAGAGUGAAGAGAUUCUUGGCAAAAAUUCACUGGUGGUCAGCCAGAACAGGAGAAGACUCUCCUUCACUGUGACCGUAAUGAACAGGAAGGAAAAUGCAUACAAUGCACGAGUGUCAGCCAGCUACUCCAGUAACCUGUUCUACGCUUCUGUUACACCACAGGUACGAGGAGCGGAGGUGAAGUGCACUCAGAUGAAAGAAUCAGACACACUCAUCUGCCAAGUGAGCUAUCCAGCGCUGAGGACCGACCAAUCGGUUACAUUUGUGGUCAAUUUUGACUUUAACUUGAAUCAGCUUCAAAAAGAUGCCAAUGUUGUCUUUGAAGCUUUAAGUGACAGCACAGAGGAAACUCCCGCUGAUAAUAAGAUCUCUGUCUCCAUUCCUGUCCAGUACAACUCUGAGAUCAUCCUCAGCAGAGAAUCAAACAUCGAUGUUUACUUACUUGAAAAAGAGCACAGUUUCACAACCACAGUGAGGAAUUUCAAGGACAUCGGCCCAGAUUUUAACUUUAAUUUAAAGGUUUCUACAGGAACUGUCCCAGUCAGCCUGGUUUACCUCACUGUCUCUCUGCCCAACAGCACCAGAGCUGGAAAUCCUCUCCUCUACACGACCAGCAUUAAAACCUCACCUGCUGAAAAAAUCCAUUGUGCAGACAGUAAACUGAUCGACCCGUUUAAGAUCAGCGAAAAACUUUAUACAGCCCGAUUCAAAGAGGAGAGUUUUAGAGGAACAGAUGAACUGAACUGCAAAACGACCACAUGCCGCUCAGUGCAAUGCGUCCUGAAGGGCCAGGAGAAGACUGAUUAUUAUGUGAAUGUAACGACAAACAUAUGGAAUGGUACUUUUGCAAUGGCUGAUUUCCUGUACACCGUGCUCUCUGUGAGAGCUGAUAUAGAGACGUCUCAACCGGAGCUGCUGUUCAUCGAACAGAAACACCUGCAGGUUCAAGUCAAAGUGAGCAAACCUGGAGCUAAAGGGGACGUUCCAGUGGGCGCCAUUAUAGGAAGUGUUAUCGGCGGCCUGUUGUUAUUGGCUCUUGCCGUCGCAUUGCUUUGGAAGCUUGGAUUCUUCAAGAGGAAGUAUCAGCCGAUGAUGAACGCAGCUGAGAAUGGAACGGAAAAUCAGGAACUGCAGGAAAACAGCGAGACACCCUAAGAAAUCUGCCGAGACUCAUUUGGCAAUAUCACUGCUUCCUUCCCUGACACUAAUAACCAGAAAAGGGCUAGAAAGAGCAAACUGGGUUUUUACAAAUUUAUUUCAGCACAGCAAGUCAAAUAUUGGCAUUCAAAACCCAUUCAUCUUUCGUAUGUCUUUUUCCCCUGCUUGACUUGAAUGCUGAUUUAUCUUUUUGGCAGUCUUGCCACUUCCAUUAAUUUCCUGAGUAGUUAGUAUUCAGCUAGAUCUUUUUGACUAUUGUGAAAAAGCAUGUAGCUUUUCAAAGCAUCCUCCAUUUGAUAGCGUGUGCGAACACAGGCGCUGGACACGUGCACUAGAAAGAGUCAUCCUUGUCCAGUGUCUGCGCUUUUUCUCUUCAGAAGUUAUGAGUGAUAAAAAUGUCUUUGUACUCAUUUAAACUAAAGUUGCUCCGGUAUUGACUCAAUUACGCACCGGUCCAAAAAAAUGGUUCCGCGGGGCUCAACGCAAUUGCGUGGUGCCUAAUCACGCUACUGUGCAUGAACUGUGUUCCGAUUGACAUGCUCCUUACACUCGCUUCUUUGCGAGGACUGGAAUUGGGAACCGCUGAUGUAGCCUAUUAGUAAUGUUAAGUAGUGAUGUAGUAGUAUUAGUAAUGUUGUCUCUGGUAUUCUGGUCUGUGAGUGUAUAUGCGUGCAGGGGCGUGGCUUUGGACGGCGAUUGCAGGGAGGGUGGGACAUUCGUUUUCAGUGCUAUCAGGCUAAAGUUAACAUUUUCCAAGAUCUCCUACUGCACCUUUAAAUGCAAAAAAAAAGAGAAUAUAUUCUUCAAAUUAAUAUAAUGACCGGGAGAGGGCAUCGUGACAAAGUUGUUUCUGUAUCAAUCCAGUGCAGUCAGUGUCCGAAUUCCUGACUUCAUUUGGUUCACUCCUUGCCGUAUAGUGCACUCAACUGGCAAGCUCUAUAUAGGGACUAGUGAAUGAGUGAGGUAUUUCAGACACAGCAACGGAGUCGACAACGAGUCGAUUCCUGUGCUAGAGUUGACCCCAAGACUAUGGCUAUUUAGAGUCAAGGAAUCAGCUUUAGGCGUUGACUCCCCAUAACUAUAUUGCACAAAUGGUUAAGAAAAAUUGGGCUGAAUGUGCGUA